AUGAAAGUUGUUAAGGAACUGAGUGCAUGUGGCGGCAAGUUGAUCAAGCUGUCCCACGACUCGAUCUCUACCAAGACUAGAAUGAACGUCAAUGUCUAUCUGCCCAAGCAAUACUACGCUCAGGAUUUUCCAAGAGACAGGCGUAUUCCCACGGUGGUUUAUCUCUCCGGUUUGACGUGCACACCAGAUAACGCUUCCGAGAAGGCGUUUUGGCAGUUUCAGGCUGAUAAAUAUGGGUUCGCAAUGGUUUUCCCAGAUACUUCCCCCCGUGGUGACAAAGUCGCCAAUGAUCCUGAGGGCUCAUGGGAUUUCGGACAAGGCGCAGGAUUCUAUGUUAACGCCACCCAGGAUCCGUAUGCCCCACACUAUCAGAUGUAUGACUAUGUCCAUAAGGAGCUUCCACAAACGUUAGAUGCGCAUUUCAACGGGAACGGUGUUGCUAAAUUGGAUUUCCAGGACGACGUUGCCAUUACGGGGCACUCGAUGGGAGGGUUUGGCGCUAUUUGCGGGUAUUUGAAGGGAUAUGCCGAAAGGAAAUACAAAUCCUGUUCUGCGUUCGCGCCUAUUGUAAAUCCUUCGAAUGUUCCCUGGGGCCAAAAGGCCUUUGGGGGUUAUCUGGGCGACGAGAGAACCCAAUGGCAGGCAUACGAUCCGUGUGCACUAAUCAAGAACGUUAAGCAUGUGAACGACGACAAGAUUUUGAUCCAUGUCGGGGAUGCAGAUCCCUUUUUGGAAGAGCACCUGAAACCGGAACUGCUGCUCGAAGCAGUGAAGGCUACUUCAUGGGAAGACCAUGUGCAAGUGAAAAAAGUGCACGGGUUUGACCAUUCCUACUACUUCGUCAGCACUUUUGUCCCAGAACAUGCUGAGUUCCAUGCCAAAAACUUGGGCUUGAUUUGA
Messenger RNA from Saccharomyces kudriavzevii IFO 1802, 900 nucleotides. RefSeq names its product S-formylglutathione hydrolase. Lineage: Eukaryota; Fungi; Ascomycota; Saccharomycetes; Saccharomycetales; Saccharomycetaceae. The record is from RefSeq and is a predicted model, not a curated record. Gene Ontology annotation, molecular function: S-formylglutathione hydrolase activity. Gene Ontology annotation, cellular component: cytosol. The transcript has a single exon. Gene Ontology annotation, biological process: formaldehyde catabolic process. Bases 1 to 900 code for a protein of 299 amino acids.